Messenger RNA from Baudoinia panamericana UAMH 10762, 228 nucleotides. RefSeq lists its product as uncharacterized. Bases 1 to 228 code for a protein of 75 amino acids. The transcript has a single exon. Lineage: Eukaryota; Fungi; Ascomycota; Dothideomycetes; Mycosphaerellales; Teratosphaeriaceae. The record is from RefSeq and is a predicted model, not a curated record.
AUGGCGCCGGUCACCUUUCAUCUCUUAGCCUUACAUGUUUCUACGUCCUUCAAUGCAUUUUCCUACUCCAUACGCUCUUCAUCCAUCGCUGCAAGACCGCUCUACGUAGGCAAAUCCCAUCACUGGAUGCACGCACCGGGAACCAUUUCCCCUCAAGGCUCUACUCAGCGUCGGAGAAGAGAAAGUAGCGAAAUGGGAAUAUCUGGUCAUCCGCCGCACUCUGGAUAA